AUGUUAGCAAUUAAGUCAUCAUGCAUAAAACUUCAUAGGCUUAUUUAUGGACAGAAAGUAAUUGCGGUACAAAUGGAUCAUCAACCGUUGAUUCCAAUAAUGGAUAAAGAAUUAAAUAAAAUACCAAAUAACAGAAUUAAUAGAAUUAGG
Cinara cedri is the source of this 150-nucleotide messenger RNA. The record is from the annotation of a GenBank genome assembly. Lineage: Eukaryota; Metazoa; Arthropoda; Insecta; Hemiptera; Aphididae.